CUGGCCUCUAGCGUGAACAGCACCAAGGAGAAGAGCCUCGAUGACCCGCAUUCUGAUGAAUCCGGCAUCUCGGCCCCCCUACAGAUCAACAACAACCUCCAGGCCAAGCAGCACCAGCAGCCGCUGAAGCUGACCUCCCAUGGCAAGCUGGUGCCACCCAAUAGUCUGCUGCCGCCCGUCACGCCAUUGGGCAUCAUCAGCAGCUCUGGGAGCAAUCAGAAUGGAUGUCAGCAGCAACAGCAACACCCUCAAGCUGAACACACACACGGCGUUGGCCUUACUGGAGAACGGCAACUCGCCAACGGGCAUUACCACGGUCACCAUGUCGCCGGCAGCCAUCGAGCGGGACUCGGAUGGCAGGCCGUUGCGUCAAGGCUAUGUGCCCGUCGAGCAGAAGAUCCAGCAGGAACUGCAGGACCUUAAGUCGCGAGAGAAGGAGCUGAAGCGCGUUCGCAAGAUUAACAGACAGAACACCCUGAAGGUUUCGCUGGACAAGCUCUAAGCACAUAUGACGAGGCCGAUGGGGACGACGAUGACAACGAGGACUCUGAGGUGGAUCACUGCUAUGGACCCGGAAAACUGCGCACUGCCCAG
Molecule: messenger RNA, 594 nt
Organism: Drosophila serrata
Lineage: Eukaryota; Metazoa; Arthropoda; Insecta; Diptera; Drosophilidae
Source: RefSeq, a predicted model, not a curated record